This is a messenger RNA of Magallana angulata, 2427 nucleotides long. RefSeq names its product cell death abnormality protein 1-like. NCBI's taxonomy places the organism in Eukaryota, Metazoa, Mollusca, Bivalvia, Ostreida, Ostreidae. The record is from RefSeq and is a predicted model, not a curated record. The transcript is spliced from 13 exons. The coding region runs from base 40 to 1650 and encodes 536 amino acids.
UUUGGUUCUUUAUAUACAACAGCAGUGAUUGGCGACAGAAUGACAGUGUUUAACGACCAAAUGGCAGCACAGCACAUGCGUUUGUGUGCUCCCCCCAGUAUCACAAUACUUGCUAUCUGGGUUUUAAUACACAUGAUUGUGACAGUAAGGUCUGUUUGCCUAUCUGAUGCCUUAUCAUUCUAUGCUAGUGACAAAGUUUGUGGAUUCUACAGGACAGAUUUUGCCGAUGUUUUUAUACUAAAUAGUAAUAAGGAAUGUUUGAUUAAAUGUUCCGUUGAUUCCCGACCAUCAUAUGAGAAAAUGUCUUCAAGGAAACAUGAACUAACGAAAAUGACGAUUAAUUUUGUUUCAACAACACAUCGAGGACCAGCAGUUCUUAAGAAAUGGUGUCUCACUUAUUUACCAACUAAUACGGAGAUUGAUAUCACCUGUAAGCGACAAGAAAGGCAAAAUAAGCGAUGUGAUAAUGACACCCAAUGUGCUUAUUUGGAUCAUUCCACAUGUAACAAGACAAGCGGACUAUGUCAGUGUGUGACAGGGUACUACCAUCUGUGGGAAACGAACACCUGUGUUACAGCACAAGGAAUAGGAGAAUCAUGCAACGCCUCAAUACAAUGUAAAGCUAAGACGCCGUAUUCCAUUUGUGACACCGAAAAAAAAUGUGGAUGUCAACAAGGUUACCUAGAGCUUAAUAACUCCUGCUCACCAGGGCGACACCUAAACGAUACGUGUACUGAUUCUACUCAAUGCUCAGCAGCCACGUCUAACGCCAUCUGUAGGUCAGGAGUUUGUGAGUGUACGGAAGGCCACCUGGCUAUAUCAAACAGAUGUAUAAAUGAUCGACGUUUGGGUGAACAAUGUGAAGACCACAUACAAUGCAAAGCAGCAACCAGACACUCCAUGUGUAACAAAGACAACGAAUGCAGUUGUCAGGAAAGAUAUGUAGAAUUGAAUGAUUCUUGUGUGUCUGUACGCAGACUAAAAGAAUCGUGUGAUGCACCCAUCCAGUGUUCUGAAGCCACAGCUAACUCAUUAUGUAACAAGAAGACUGGGGUCUGCGAGUGUAUCGAAGGUCACCUUGAGAUAUCAAACACUUGUUUAAGUGUUCAGAUUUUGUUAGACGAAAUUCGCAAAAACUACGUCAAUUGCACGUAUUCCUCUGGUGGCUGCAAAAAAAAUGAAAGUGAGAGGGUGUACAUCAGUAUCACUAAUAAAUCUUUGAAACACCUGGAAAAAAGUAAAGUCUAUGCGAUUAAAAAGAACGAUAACUCUAGUCUUGUUAGCGGCAUUGGAGUGGCCUGUUUCUUAUUAGGAGCUGCUAUAGGUGGAUUAGUUUACUUAAUCAUUGCUCGGAAUAGAAGGAAAGCUAAACUAAGAUCGAAAACAUCCAGCGAGGACGCUACGGAGCAACUGUCUGUCCAGGUUUCACAGCAAAUGAAUUCUCGACCUGUUUACAACAACGAUAUCAGAGACAAUGAAGAAGGAAAUGAUGUCUACAUUCACCUUCACCAAGACCCUUUUGAGGUCGAUGUACAGUCGGACUAUGAUCACGCUCCUCAGCAAAUGACUGCGGAGGAUGAUUACAGUCAUAUGAACACCUGUAACAAAACUCCCGUACAUGAACCUGACGAUUACGGAGAGCUUAAUUAAAACAAAAUCCACGCCUCUCGUGGGGGAACUGGCUUUUUAACAAAUAAACCGCAGUUGGAAGGUUUUACAUGUAUUCACUUUUAGAUUUGCAGAAUUUUUAUUUAUUUAUUCAUUUUUUUAGCUUUUCAUUCCUUUGACUACGUAGGGAAAUGACAAAUUUUCAUGUAAACUAUGUGGGUUUUUUUUAUAUUAAAGAAUGAGAGAAAGAGUCAGAGAGAUAGUAAAAAAAAAUAGAUAUGUUAAUAUAUUAUUUAUCUGUUAUUAUGAUGUUAUACAAACAUAGCAAGAAAUUGACCCAAACAAUAGAUAUUUUUUACGAAAGAAAUGAAUGUAUGGUUGGGUAGUGUGUUUGGUUGAGACGAAGAAGGAAAAUGAAGUUUUCAUUUUUUAGUUUAAAUAUUGUAGAACUCAGAAUUUCGAAAGUUUAUUUCUAAAAAGAAUUAUUGGUCCUUAAGUGGAUCUGAUUGGUUACUUUUUGACCUUCUUUCCUCUGUGUGUGAAUAAUAAAAAUAAAAUAAAUAAGAAUAAAAUGUGUAAAAACGUUACGAGGAGUACCUUAAAAUUUAUUUUCAAUUGCCAGAAUCAUUCUAUAGAUAUUCUUCAUUGCUUUUUAGAAUAAUUUAUUUUUGUUGAUGAUUUGUUUUCUCAAGUAUUGAUAUAAUUUUAUAGUAGACACCAAACCAUGCAAAACAAAAUGACAUCUGGCGUACAUAUUGAAAGAUUAAGAUAGGGCAACUAACGCUUUUGUAAAUCUUAGUCGGGGGGGGGGGGGGGGGG